This is a messenger RNA of Sorex fumeus (smoky shrew), 1240 nucleotides long. It is a transcript of the gene NFKBIB, whose product is annotated as NFKB inhibitor beta. The coding region runs from base 96 to 1238 and encodes 380 amino acids. Gene Ontology annotation, cellular component: cytosol. NCBI's taxonomy places the organism in Eukaryota, Metazoa, Chordata, Mammalia, Eulipotyphla, Soricidae. The transcript has 6 exons. Gene Ontology annotation, biological process: cellular response to lipopolysaccharide; signal transduction. The record is from RefSeq and is a predicted model, not a curated record. Gene Ontology annotation, molecular function: protein binding.
UUGGGGAAUUCCCCGCAGGGCGGAAGCGCCCGAACUCCAGGCAAAGCCCAGCGACGGGCUGGAAGCUGUGGGGAGCCCUUGAAUCUUCGGGGGCUAUGGCAGGGGUCGCGUGCUUGGGGAAGACUUCGGAUACUGACGAAUGGUGCGACAGUGGCCUGGGCUCUCUGGGUCCGGACGCAGCAGCCCCCGCAGGACCGGCGCUGACCGCUGAGCUGGGCCCGGGGCUGUCGUGGGAGCCCCUCGUCUUUGGCUACGUCACAGAGGACGGGGACACGGCUCUGCACUUGGCGGUGAUUCAUCAGCACGACUCUUUCCUAGAUUUCCUUCUAGGCUUCGCGGCCGGCACUGAGUACUUGGAUCUGCAGAACGACCUGGGACAGACAGCCCUGCACCUGGCAGCCAUCCUGGGGGAGGAGUCAGCUGUGGAGAAGCUGUACGCGGCGGGUGCCGGGGUGCAGGUGGCGGAGCGCGGGGGCCACACGGCGCUGCACCUGGCCUGCCGCUCGGGGGCGCACGCGUGCGCCCGCGCACUGCUCCGGCCCCGGCCCCGCUGCCCCCGAGGGGCCCCCAACACCUACCUCACUCAGGGCUCCGGCCCUCACACGGACGACAGCCCCGCCGCGGAGAAGGAGGGGGAGGAGGAGCGGGAGAGCGAGCAGGACUGGAGGCUCCAGCUGCAGGCCGAGAACUACGAGGGCCACACUCCGCUGCACGUGGCUGUCAUCCACAAAGAUGCAGAAAUGGUCCGGCUGCUGAAAGAGGCUGGAGCUGACCUCAACAAAACGGAGCCCACCUGUGGCCGAAGCCCCUUGCACUUGGCAGUGGAGGCCCAGGCAGCUGACGUGCUGGAGCUUCUCCUGACGGCUGGGGCCGACCCCACUGCCCGCAUGUAUGGUGGCCGCACCCCUCUGGGCUGUGCCACCCUCCGGCCCAACCCUGACCUUGUGCAACUCCUUCGUGAGCGAGGAGCCCCUGAGCCUGAGGAGGAGGAGGACGAUGACGAUGACGAUGAUGAUGACAAGCCCAGCCUCUGUAGCAGCAGUGGAGACAGUGACAGUGACUGCGGGGAUGAGGCAGGCCAAUACGACGACAUCGUGAUGCACAGUGGGCGGAGUCAAGCCAGGACCUCUCCCAGCCCAGCCUCCAGACCCCUCCCCGCAAAGCCCUGCAACCCUGCAGACCCCACAGACCCUGCAGUCCCCUGUGACCCCGCGGCCCCACAGGAGCCUGGUGAAUAAAA